CACGUGACCAUUCAAAUCAGGUAAAUCCAAAAUGGCCUUCUAGUGCUUUUAGCGAUGUGAAAUUUUUCUGCACGAAAAUGGAAAAAACAGUAUGCCAACAACAAAAUGCCAGCUCCUCGGUGAAAGGUGACAGUACCUCUUGUGUGUUCUGUUUGUCAUCGGCUGAUGAUGAGGAUAAAUACGGCAAGUUUUUAUCCAAAGAAGGUGAAAACAUUACCGUUCAUCAGUACUGUUUGUUGUUUGCCUCUGGCCUGGCCCAAAAUGGCGGAGAUGAUGAGGGUUUUGAUGGCUUCUUGUGCAAGGAUAUUGACACUGAACUGAGAAGGGCAAAGAGACUGAAAUGCUCCUAUUGUCAUGUGUCUGGGGCAUCCAUCGGGUGUGUUGCAGUCAAAUGUUCUAAGAAGUUCCAUUUUGGUUGUGGCAGGGACAAACAGGCACUCUUCCAGUUCUUCGGCAGCUUUAACUCCUUCUGUCGCAGUCACCGCCCCACCCAGAAAGAUCUUCAGUGCAAUCACAGUGCUGGGGCAGAGACAUGCCCUAUCUGCUUGAUGUCUGUUGAUGCACAUGAUCUCUAUGAAACACUAAAAUCCCCAUGCUGCAAGAGGUCCUGGUUUCACCGCGAGUGUGUUCAGAGACAAGCCACAGCCUCGGGCAUCCACUUCUUCCGCUGUGCUGUGUGCAAUAACAUCCAAGACUUUCAAGAUGAGAUGCUGCGUAUGGGAAUACAUAUACCUGAUAGAGAUGCUGUUUGGGAGAGUGGAGAUGCAUUUGCAGAUUUGCUGGAGACGUACAAUAGGUGUGACGCUGAUGUGUGUCUUUGUAAGAAAGGGAGAGAGCAUGGCGGGAGGCAUGGCAAGUGGAAGAUACGACUUUGUGAUGUCUGUGGGCAGUGUGGCACUCACAAGAUCUGUCAAGGCUGGGUCGCAAUGCCGGACAUAUGGGAGUGCCCCACCUGUGCCGCCGUGAAGAAAAGGUGCGAGCGACAAGCUGCUGCACUGCAAUACCUGAAGGGGCGGCGCUCCCCUAUCUCACAGAACAACUUCUUCAGGCGUACAAGCAAUGGGGAAAGUACACCUUCAUCGAAAACUAGCUCUCCUAGGAUUGUAAGCGAUGCGGGACAUACCGGUGCUUCACAAACCAACAUUGGUAGAAGCAUAUACAAAACGGAACUUACUCCAGGGGACCCAGAUGACAACAUUCCUUUAGAGCAACUGCUAAAGAUAAAGAAGAUUCAAUGUGGCAAACUCUACUCUGGGGAUAGUGACGAUGAUGUCCCUUUGGACAUCAAGAAGAAGAGGAAGAAACGACAAAAGGUUGCUGCGGCCACCGAUUCCUCAGGAUCAUCUUCUAGAGGAAAUAGCUCCGGCUCUUUGCUACGCUCCUCGCCAGUUUCCACAAGUCACAUGUUAUCGGAGAAAGGAGGAGGAACAGUGCACAAGAGGAAACGUCCAGACAGUGAACUGUCGUUGUAUUUAGAUUCUGAUAGUGAUCAAAGUGAGAAUGAAUCCAUGUCUGCAACAGACUCAGUAAAACGGGUCCUUGGACACUGCCAUGAGUUCUCGAACAAGUCAUCAUCUGUGGAGAAGAUAGCCAGUCCAGAUGGAACUGAUGAUGAAGUCCUUUUCCUUGAUAUACACCCAAGCUCUGGUCCGUAUGCGAAGAAAGCCAGGCACGCAAGUCCCAUACAAGGUAAAUCUAAGGCAGCAUCGCUCGGCGAAGAAAAGGCAAAAGCUAUGCUUUCUCUUGCUUACCGACGCCUGAGUUCACCCCGUAUCUUUUCCUCUGCAGCGGACGAGCCUCACGAAUCCAGAAAAGUCACCUUGAAACCUGGCCUUGACAGUGAUGAUAUUGCGGUGACCAAGGUAAAAGUUGGUAAUGGUUCCUUCAAGACUCUUUACAAGAUGAAGGCAAAGAGCGCACCGCAUGCUAAAUGGUGCAAAUGCUACAAAGGAAUACCCCGCAGUGAUGCAAGACCAACACCUGAAACGUCUACAUCAACAGUCGUCGUUGUUGACGAUGAGAGCAGCGAAGAUUCAAGUGACAAGGGAGAUGAAAGAAACGUAACGCCCAGGCGUGACAAAAGAAGUGACAGUAAUGCAACACCUAGGCGUGACGAAAGAAGUGACAGUAACGCAACACUCAGGCGUGACAAGAAAAGUGACAGUAAUGCAACACCCAGGCGUGACGAAAAACGUGACAGUAUCACAACGUCUAGUCAUGAAACGAGAAGUGAUAUUAAUGCAACACCCUUAGCUGCUAAGAGUAACGACUUGUGCGAGGAGUAUCCGGAUGAGAUGGAAAGCGUUGGUCACGCCAGCAACAGUAGUGUUGAUAGCGGUGUUGGUGAAGAAAGCAGUGAUUACAAAAGUGAACAAUCUUCAGAAAAUUGUGCAUCAAAGCGUGAGGCUGCUAGCUCAUCGUUAGAGUCUUCUAGUUUGGGACUAAGUUGCGAGAAAGGAAGUGAGCUUACUAAUAGUGAGUAUCUGAAGAGGUUUCUGCGCACAAACAAGGUCGCUCUGAAUAGGUCGGGAUCUCCCAUAGAGGAAAACGUGAAGCGUUCAAGUGACCCAGGUGCAAGUGGAAAACUCUACAAAGCCUCCCAACGCUCAACUAACAGGACAGAAAAGAUUAGAAGUAAGGGGAUACUGUUUGCUGAAGAGCUUCCAGACAGCGAGGAAGACUUUCAACCAGCUAAAGCGCACCAUCAUAAGAUUACCAAGCUGAAACAGCCAGACACUCAGGCACCAAGCCUGAAACAGAGCACAAAACGUGGAAGUCUUUUGGAGAAUUUCUGUGGGAGCUUUUUGGCAAACUCGUUGGAAAGGUUUUAUUCUCUGCGGGGCAAAGGUGCUGAAAUAAAGCACAAAUGCGUGUGCUGACAUAAUUUGUACGUCUGAGAAAUCUAUUCAAAAUAUUUAUAAUCCAGCAUUCAAUGCAACUGUAUUUUAACCAGGCCAUCCCUCUAGAUAAUGCUUGUAAUUCUAGUAGUAUAUUAGUGAUGACGUAUUGGGCUAUAGGAUUUUAUUGUACAUUUUUUAUUGUUGAUAUAAAGUAGAUUAUAUUUUA
Messenger RNA from Nematostella vectensis (starlet sea anemone), 3066 nucleotides. RefSeq names its product nucleolar protein dao-5. NCBI's taxonomy places the organism in Eukaryota, Metazoa, Cnidaria, Anthozoa, Actiniaria, Edwardsiidae. The record is from RefSeq and is a predicted model, not a curated record. Gene Ontology annotation, cellular component: nucleus. The coding region runs from base 78 to 2879 and encodes 933 amino acids. The transcript is spliced from 8 exons. Gene Ontology annotation, molecular function: metal ion binding.